GCCUAGAAGCUUUGACAAAAUUAGAUUUAAUAUUAAGCGAGAUUUCUCUUAAAGAAGUAAUAUAUGGUACAGAGUUAAGAGAAAAAAUGAAUAACAGAAAGAUGUACCUAAGAGGACUUACAA
Molecule: messenger RNA, 123 nt
Organism: Scutellospora calospora
Lineage: Eukaryota; Fungi; Glomeromycota; Glomeromycetes; Diversisporales; Gigasporaceae
Source: the annotation of a GenBank genome assembly